Schistosoma rodhaini is the source of this 3140-nucleotide messenger RNA. The record is from the annotation of a GenBank genome assembly. NCBI's taxonomy places the organism in Eukaryota, Metazoa, Platyhelminthes, Trematoda, Strigeidida, Schistosomatidae.
UUUGAACACUUAAAACCGUUCAUCAGUCCGUGAUCUGAAGGAUGUCAGUCCUUAUGUAAUAGCUUGUCGCGCUGAAAAAUGGUUUAAGAUGAUUGUGUUGUUCUUCUUAAGGAUCUGCGCUUCAAGGUCGUUGGCAAAAGGCGGAUUGGUUGAAGCUUCAUUCUGUAACGGUAAUAAAAAUGAUUACAUGCGGCGUUACUAACGCGAGUUUGUUUUUCUUUUUGCAUGGAAGCCAAGAGUUAAUGUACUUAAAGAAGGGAAACAAGACCUACGUUAGCUGAACCUUCAGAACGACGAAUAAAAGUAUUUUGUAAUGAGUUUCCCUUUUUGUACUCGAACCGCGCCUUUCCAUUUUAAAAAUAUAAAUGUUGUGCCAUUACGUCGCGUUCUUACUUCAGAGACAUUUUCCGGUCCCUAAUGUUGUGCUGUUUCAGAUCACUCCUGCUCCCAAGCGAACGCUAAUAUAUGACGUGCUAGAAUUUGUAACGGAUUUGGAAAGUUAAUUGUCAGCUUCUGUUUCCGGUUAUCACCUUCGCGUGGUUCAUAAUUGCUGUCGAUUGCUUUCUUUGUUAAGACUUUCUGUGCGAAAAUAUUAUGCGUUAAUUAACAUUCUCACUAAUGUCCAUUUUCAUGAGGAAGUGAAGACAAAGUCCUGAGGUAUUACGACGCUUGAAUGAAUCUUGAGAAGUAUUAGUUAAUCAGGAAGCAGUAUAAAGCAAAGUAUAUAAUACAAAAUUUCGGCGAGACUAAAGUAUACUGCCGAGUUAAUCAGAAGCUCUCGCGUGUUUCAAGGUCACCAACUGUCUUCUGACUGGCCAAUAUUUCUCAAGGUCAUUUGAGAUUCGUUCAAAGGUCGGCAGUAUAGUUUAGUCUCGCCAAAAUUUCUUUUAUGUGAUUUCUGAACAUUUUAAGGUUAGAAAGAGGUUCAGAGGCUCUAAAAUCGUUAUGCAUACGGUAGAAGUUAUCCAUAUAACUCCAUAAUAGUCGACCUCUGAAGCCAUGAUAAGGUAGCAAAAACUCUUUCAGCCUCGACCACAUAUCUCCAAUAUUGUUUGUAUUCACUCUGGUUGUUCGGUCCACAGAAUGCCGUUUGUGGACGACACAAUGCACAUAACCAAGUCUAUGUAGGCAUCGGUACGCUCUCCAAUCACCCGUAUAUAUUGUAGUACCUGGCUGCACAUAUUCCCGUAUAAUUGGUACUAUAGUUGUAGCCUGUCGGUAUCUGACUUUUUUCCCCUCGAUUCACAUUGAGACUAAGGCGAAUUAUGAUAAUGCUGCGAACUGGGUAGUAAAAGCACCAGUAACACCGGCUGUAAAAUUUACAGAUUUUACUGAAGCUUCGACUGUUUAGUGACAUGAGUAUUGUAGAGAUAUACGAGCAGUGAAAAUGACAAGCUUACAUGAGUUAUUUGGGAGAAUCGUUGAAAUAGGCAAAACAGUUGCCAGGAAAUGAAAAUUCAAUAGAGGACGUAGUGUUGAAGAACACUGGGUAAGUAGCACUUACAUAAAUAUACCUCACAGGUCCUUGGAAUAUACAAUAGGUCAUCUCAAAAGGGACAGUCCUAACGGGUCACAUACUGACGGGCUACAAAUAUAGUACCAAUUAUACGGGAAUAUGUGCAGCCAGGCUUUUAGUUAUGGUUGAAAGCAUUCCAGGGACUUCAAGAAGUGUACAUAAUGCACCUAAAGUUCCUACUAGUGGUUACCUAAUAUCACGGACUAAAGAUUGCAAGAAGCGCACCUGUCAGAGUUCAGGAUCGGUUGAGUCUACACAGUCCUGUUGGAAAUCCUUUUACAAAGCGGAAGUUGCUUCUAGUGAAGUCAAUAAAGUUUAUAAGCAGGUUAACGCCAACCCUUUAACAAUCUCCACAAUAGAACAAAAUAAAGAAACACUUUUGACUGAAAUUAGGAGCCGAAUAAAUGAAAUGAAUUCACGCACAUUAUAUUUACGUAAAUUACCACGAAAUACAAGUCUUUCUCAGCUGAAAGCAUUGUGUCGUAAUUCAGCAAAUAGUCGAUUGUUAAACCCGUCUCGUCACUUAAAACAUGGAUUAGCACUUGUGGAGUAUAAUUCACGUGAAGCAGCAUUGUCUAGUCUUAAGUCAUUGGGUGACAAAUUUUUUGGAGAUAUUCCUGUUGCUGUGGAGUUGUGUUCUGAGCGCUGUAAAUCUCCGUCUAAUAGUUGGAGGCCACCACAAUCAUAUGAAUUAAGUGAUUUUAAUUUGAAUAAACUGUAUGUAGCAGGUAUCAAUCGUCGAUCAACUGAACAGGAAAUACGGGACCUAUUUCCUAACGCUGAGUCUUUUGACUUCAUUGUACAUGAACGUGCUCUGUGGCAUUGUCGUGUUUUAUUUACCAAUCAAAAAGACGCUCUUGAAGCAUUCAAUACACAACAUGGAGUUGUCCUCCAUGAUACGCCAAUUAACUUAAACUUUGACCUAAGGAGUCGUAGAUCUUCACUUUCAGUUCGUGCACCAAACGUUUCAACAUUUACUGAUCCCAAGGUUCUGUCAAACGAAAAGCCGAAACGGAAAAGUAGAAAAAGUAAUUCUCAUUUAAAUCAGCAACGAAGUGGGGAGAUUAAGUCUCUAGCCGAAUCACCAAGUGAUCCUGUUAAAAAUUCAAACCUUAAGCCAAAUAAAAGCAAGAAAAAAAAGUACAAAAAUGAGAGUUCCUCUAGUGGUUCAAUUCAGUUUUCGUUGGCUACUAACUAUGGACAUCAAGUUUCUAAACCAGUACCGAAAAAGCGAAAAUUGGUGUAGUAUGGAAACACUUAUGCGUUCGUUAACUUUAGACUGAAGUUUAAUAAAUAAAAUAAAAUUUGUUUUAACUAAAUCGAGGUUUAUUCUUGACUGAAAUCGUUUAGUUCAAAUUCGUUUCCUGGUUCUUAUUCAUUGAAUACCUACAAGUUUUAUUUACUUUUUGGGGUGGAAGUUUGAAAAGAGCACUUUUGGAAAUAAGACUUGCGUGAAGUAGGGUUAUGGUUGUAUUUCGGGCGGAUAUUUUCCAACUCGUUUUCUCUCCUUGAAAUAUUACAUCAUUCUUUGACGCCAAAGACAAAUUGAUCAAAUAGUGUAACUACGCCUGUUUGACUUAUUUCAUGGGUAUCAUGCAGAGAUGAGUGGAUUUUCUGUUACGAU